CCACAGUGAGGAAGUGACGAUCGUUCGGUCAACAGUUUCAAACGAAUAUCUGCGAGGGAGAUUUUGUAGUAAUACGUUUAAUAGAAACAAAAAAAUAUAUAUAGAAUGAAAUUGUAUGUCUACUAUGUUUAUGCAAAUUGAUAUGGGUCGAACUUAAGUUAUAUAACAUUUAUUCUCUGGCAUCUCUGCCGUUUUGUUGUAUCGUUACAAAUUUGGAAUGCAAUUAAAAAAGUAAACAGUCCAAAAAUAUAUACGUUCGAUUUGCAACAAAUGGCCACAUAAAAUGGGACAAUAUAAAUGUAGCAUUAAGAAAGGCAAGAAAUAAUAUCGCAACCAGAAAAUGAAUACAAUGUAAAUAGUAAAUACAUUAUACAAUAACACAAUAAAAACGUUCUAAUAAAACAGGAAACACGGAUUUCGCAGAGCAUCAGGGUCAUGACGUCACGGGGACAUGGCGGCGCCCGGAGGAGAUCUCGCACGUGUUGUUUAAAGCUAGUUUGGAUCAUCAUGCAACAUUUGAAAACUUGGUUGUGAAGUUUUGUAAGCGCGCAACUGCGCAUGCGUCAUUUAUCCCCCCGCUUUGAAAAAGAGAUGAGCGAUUUAUUGUGUUGACACGACAGUAAAUAAUCUUACACUCUUUCUUUCUCCAGAACGGACUUUUCCCCUUUUACUCUUGUUUUACAAUCUCUAGUUAUUGUAUUGAUCAUUGCAGCUUGGUAAACCAGUGUUUAAUGCAAGAAUAGCCAAACUAAGCCCUUUAAAUGGCCAGGAUCUGCUGUGGGCCCCUGCACACCUUUGCACUACUGACUUCUGUAUUUCUUAUUCUGGUGCACAAGGACAAGAACGUUUCAUUUGCCUUUUCUCCAUCAGCAGAAUGGCAGCAUAGUACAAACAUCUCAUACAGGAGCGUUCAGUUCCGAGAGAACUUAAGCAGUAAUGUUACUGUAUCUGCUGAUCCCAGGACUCACACUAGAUAUGUCAGAGAUCAGUGUGGUAUAGCGGUGGAGAGCCGUAUCAACUGUGGCUGUGAUAGAUCUUUGAGCCGGGCUGAUUGUGAGGCAAGAGGAUGCUGCUAUGUGCCUCUGCCUCAGUCUGGAUUAGGAGGACCACCGUGGUGUUUCUACCCAGUCCGUUACCCAGGCUACAAGAUGGGGCCCCUGUUGCCCACAGAGAAGGGCCAAAGAGCCACCCUGGCCCGUUCUGCACCCUCAUACCUGCCCCGGGACAUCCCCACACUGCAGCUAGAUCUGAUGCCUGAGACUUUGGGUCGUCUUCACCUCACUCUGAAAGAUCCAGCAUCUCCACGAUAUGAGGUUCCCUUUGUGACGUCCCAAUCCAGGGGCCACAAGGACAUACAAAACCCCCUCUAUGAUGUCGACUUCCAACCAGAUCCGUUUGGAUUCAUCGUACGGCGAAAAUCCAAUGGCCGGGUCCUUCUGAAUACUACAAUAGGCCCGCUCCUGUUUGCAGAUCAGUAUGUACAGCUCUCCACCAGCAUGGCUUCCUCUGUGAUUUCUGGCCUGGGUGAACAUUACACCCCCAUCACGCUGGACCUCAACUGGACCUCUGUUUCAUUAUGGAACAGAGACAUGGCGCCACAUAGAAGCGCCAACCUGUACGGCUCCCACCCUUUCUUUUUGGUCCAAGAAGGUGAUGGACAGGCACAUGGAGUCUUUCUUCUCAACAGCAAUGCGAUGGAAGUGUUUCUGCAGCCCGCUCCAGCAUUAACUUGGGUGACUGUCGGAGGAAUACUGGACUUCUACAUCUUCUUAGGCCCAAGUCCUCAGAGUGUGGUUCAGCAGUACCAUGAGGUUAUAGGUUAUCCCAUGAUGCCACCCUACUGGUCGCUGGGCUUCCACCUCUGUCGCUGGGGUUAUACGUCCACCAACAUAACAAGAACAGUGGUACAGCUCAUGCGCCAGGCCAAGAUCCCUCUAGACGUACAGUGGAAUGACCUUGAUUAUGCAGACCAAAGAAGAGUCUUUACGUUUGACCUUCAAAGAUUUGGAGAUUUGCCCCGAAUGGUUGAAGAGUUCCAUCAGCUGGGCAUGAAGUAUGUGCUCAUUCUGGAUCCAGGCAUCAGUAGUGCGAGUCCUCCUGGUUCAUACAAACCCUUUGAUGACGGGCUGAAGAGGGGAGUGUUCAUCAAAAACUCCACUGGACAGAUCCUUAUUGGAAAGGUAUGGCCGGGUCCAACUGCGUUCCCAGAUUUCACCAAUCCCACAACACAGGACUGGUGGACGGACUGCAUCAGAGUCUUUCACAGCAAGGUACCUGUGGAUGGACUCUGGAUAGACAUGAAUGAGCCGUCAAAUUUUGUGCAGGGCUCUGUGGAUGGGUGUCCUGACUCUGACUUGGAGAAACCACCUUAUACACCAGGUGUGGUCGGUUGUAAGUUGGAAGUAUGUGUUUUGUGUGUGUCCGCACAGCAGUAUCUGUCCAAUCAUUACAAUCUGCACAAUCUGUAUGGGCUGACCGAGGCCAUCGCCACCCACAGGGCACUGUUGAAAGUGAAGAGCACUCGGCCGUUCGUCCUGUCCCGGUCAUCUUUUCCAGGACUGGGCCGUUUCUCUGCACACUGGACUGGAGAUGUGCGGAGCGACUGGGAGCAGCUGCGCUUUUCAAUACCUGGUGUGCUUCUGUUUGGACUCUAUGGCGUCCCGUUAGUGGGAGCUGAUGUCUGUGGGUUUGGAGGAGACACUACUGAAGAGCUGUGUGUGCGCUGGACACAACUUGGAGCCUUUUACCCCUUUAUGAGAAACCAUAAUGACAAACCCAAUGCGCCCCAAGAGCCGUUUGUUUUUAGCCAGCAAGCCCAGGAUGCCAUGAGGACUGCGAUUACACUGCGAUACUCUCUGCUGCCCUUCCUCUACACACUGUUCCAUCACACACACUCCUCCGGCAGCACCGUGGCCCGUCCGCUCUUCCUUGAGUUUCCCACUGAUCCAGAUUGCCAGACCAUUGACAGGCAGUUCCUAUGGGGCAGUUCACUGCUUAUCAGCCCCGUUCUGGAAGAGGGAGCGCUGGAGGUGACGGCCUAUCUUCCCCCGGGGACUUGGUACAGUCUGCACAAUGGGGAAGCAUAUUACAGUAAAGGGCAAUACAUUCUGUUCCCUGCUCCUUUAGACACCAUUAACGUUCAUGUGAGAGAAGGGAGCAUCAUCCCGCAGCAGGUACCUGCAUUGACGACUACAGCAUCUCGCAGGAAUCCUUUCACCCUAAUCGUGGCACUGUCUGUGGGAAAUUGGGCUAAAGGGGAGCUCUUCUGGGAUGAUGGGGAAAGUCUGGACACUUUUGAGCAUGGAAAUUAUUCAUAUGUGCUGUUCUUUGCUGAAGAGUCUUAUGUGGUCAGUAAGCCAGUCAAAUUAAAUGGAUCUCUCGAUGGGUUGGUCCUCGGGGAAGUGCGUGUUUUUGGGGUUCGGGCUCCACCUACAUCCGUGUGGGCCAAUGGCCAAAAGGUUCAUGACUUCUCUUACAGCCAAGACACCAAGGUUCUGACAGUGGCCGGUCUGGACUUACCCAUGACAGCCAUGAUCACAGUACAGUGGAGCUGAAGAGAAAUCUCUGCUGUGAUGCUGCUGUGUAUAUGUUCCUUGCUUAUGCAAUAUAAAUGCAUAUAUAAAGUUUUUAUCCAGUUAUCAUUAACGUCAUAUUUCUACUGUCCAUUGCCAUUUAAAUAUUGUUUUUGCUGUAAAAUAAAUCUUUAUUUUUUA
This is a messenger RNA of Cyprinus carpio (common carp), 3713 nucleotides long. RefSeq names its product alpha glucosidase (gene gaa). Gene Ontology annotation, biological process: glycogen catabolic process; lysosome organization. The record is from RefSeq and is a predicted model, not a curated record. Gene Ontology annotation, molecular function: carbohydrate binding; alpha-1,4-glucosidase activity. NCBI's taxonomy places the organism in Eukaryota, Metazoa, Chordata, Actinopteri, Cypriniformes, Cyprinidae. Gene Ontology annotation, cellular component: lysosomal membrane.